ACCACAUACACCCCUCUUUCCUUUGUGAGAGAGAGAGAGAGAGAGAGAGAGAGAGAGAGAGAUCAGAGGUAAGAAGAGUGCAAGAAGAAAUGUUCCCAUCCACUUCCAAGGGGGUGAUGAACCAAGGUCUGGUGGAGAAUCCAGAGAUAAUGGCGACUUCUCAUAUGGGUUUCAACCUCCAGGCCUCACAUCUUCCUCUGACCUUCUCUCCCUACUCUCUCAGCAAGACUUGCACUGUGGGAGGAGAAGAUGCUGUCUCUCGCUUGAGGGGAAACCUACCCUCCUUGCCACCGGAUCAUGGAAACGAUGGCUCAGGUCGUCUUGGGCAGUCACCGACACAAAGAUCAAGUAGUGAUCUAUGGUCACGCACUGGAGAUAGGGCAGCCAGCGACAAAGGAUCAUCUGUGGCUGCAGGCGAGUAUUACAGUAACAACAAGAACGGUCCUGCUGCCAACAACAUCAUCAUCGACGGUCUAUCUGUUGGUGCUAUGAGGAUGAAGAAAGUUAAGGUGAGGAGGAAGGUGAGGGAACCAAGGUUUUGUUUCAAGACCAUGAGCGAGGUGGAUGUCCUAGAUGAUGGCUACAAGUGGAGAAAGUACGGGCAGAAGGUUGUGAAGAAUACCCAGCAUCCAAGGAGCUACUACCGGUGUACACAAGAGAACUGCCGGGUCAAGAAACGGAUCGAACGGAUGGCAGAAGAUCCGCGCAUGGUGAUCACCACAUACGAGGGCAGGCACGUGCAUUCUCCAUCGCAUGCGGAGGAGGAGUCCCAACCUUCGUCGGAGGUCACUCUCUUCUGGUAGCUAAUUGAUUCCCAGCGUGCUGUCCAAAGUCUCGACUACUCACUCGAGUUCUACAAAUUCUUCCGAUGCAUUAAGACACACACACUCUCUCUCUCUCUCUGCCUCUCUGUGCUGUCAUGUUUGUAUGUUAGAAAGAGCUUGUAGAACAUUUGGUUUCUUCGACUUUCCAUAUUGUGCAGACUGAUCAUGUUGGUGUGAGAGUAAAAGAUGCUUUAGCUGUGCAACCUUUUGCCAUGACCUCCCUUAUCCCUGUGGAUAAAGAAGGCCGGAGGAGACUGGUAACUGUUCUUCGACAUUCCUCGUGGUGGCUCAUAGGUCAUGCAGUGCCUCACCCACACGGAUCUAUCAAUACAUAUAACUUGAAAGUAUGCGGUCCUUUGAUCUCCUAAGUUAAUUUGCUCGCAAGGAGAAGGGAGUGAGCGUGGAGUUCAUUUGCUCGACUCCAAACACGACGUGGUGCCAUAACACAGUGGGAAAAUUUCGAGUUUUCCGAAGGAAUCAGAGAACCACUACAAUUAGGGCCGGACAUACAUGGGUCACUUCCAAGGACCCAGGUUGCCGAUCCAACAGAAGUCAGCCCCCAACGCCUACGAAUCAAAAUUAGGAAGAAGGCGUCCCAGCCUUUCGCAGACCACAUUCCUGCAGUGCGCGCAUCUGCAGUGCAAAAAAUAGAUGCGGCACAACCAAGAUCCACGGUGCGUCACUCGCCAUCCCGUUGUCAUCGAUCGGGGAUAGUACGAUCUGAAGCCGCGGGGUGAUGGUACCUCGUGUCGCGCCGUCCUCUCCUUUCGCCCCUCACCUCGUGCCUCUGAUGCCGAUAUUACUGGGUCGUUGGACCGCCGGGUUCGUCGUCGAUACGGAGGAACCCCUCCCUCUUUUGAUCUCUAAUCAAGAGGCCUAAUUCGUCGCUAUGGUGGGAAGCGGGGAUUUUGAUUAGGUUUUGUUGCAACGGCACGUAUGUUUAUGGAUUGCGGAUCAGGUUUCCUUGGGAAUUUUCCAUGUCACGGCAUCUAAUUCCAGUCGGGAAGCUUUCUAAAGAUUUCUUUCCUGCUUUUUAGCGCGGGAUUCAGGUUUCAUGUGUCUGAUUUGGUAAAAGGGAACCCAAUAUUUGAGGAGCCAACUGGAACUCUCUCCUAGAUCUUCAUGUUGUAGAAGAAUCCACGUGGCUCGGAUGAGCAGCUUCUCCAAUGAUAUCAACAGUGGAAGGAGGAUUUUUUUAAAUUCAUCUUCAGGCUAUAGCAAAGGUCUCUCUCAAUAAUCCUAGGCUACAGAAAUGAAUGAGAACCCACAAAUUUUUCCCUGGAGAUAGUAUCAAUUGGUCGAACAAGAAGUUCAUCCUGAUUUACAGCUGGCUUCCAGAAAAGACCAAGUCUCUCGUGGAUGCGCUUCCUUCGUCUGUUUUUCCGAUGCCUCCGCAGGAGUGAACGUAACAUUUCCCCCCAAAAUGCGGUUGAUGAGGACAAAAGAAAUAUGCACCUGAAGAGUAGCCUGAAGAAGCCAUUCGCGGAUGGUUCUGUUUUGGGCAUUCAAGCUGUUGAUUCAAAUGACUCAUUGAGAGAAUUACCAAGUGGAUUUACCAAAAGAUGCAAAGUCCAGUGGACCGAUACAAAUGGUAAUGAGCUUGUGAAAAUUAAGGAGUAUGAACCCAGUGACGACUCCUCAUCAGAUGAUGAAUUUGGAUAUCAUGGUGGCAAAUGCCAAUGUAUUAUUCAGUAGAUCUCUUCUUUGCUGUGGAUAAAGGGGCAUGCAAUAUUGGGCAAUUUUGAUCUCCUUCAGGUCAACUGUAAGAUCAUGCUGCUUGUUUUCUUGACUAUUCAUGAACUCCUAACUUCAUUGGACUUGCCUGCAUUUACUGACUUCUGUUGUACUUGUGUAUCAUUGUAUUGAUUGGGGACAAUUUCUGUUGUAUACCCUUUUUUUUUUUUUUAUGCAUCCACUAUACCUUGAUUAAACUCUUCAGCUAUUCUUCAUUCUAGAUUUAUAUUUUCACAA
Molecule: messenger RNA, 2795 nt
Organism: Musa acuminata AAA Group (dessert banana)
Lineage: Eukaryota; Viridiplantae; Streptophyta; Magnoliopsida; Zingiberales; Musaceae
Product: probable WRKY transcription factor 57
Exons: 7
Coding region: 90-803 (237 amino acids)
Biological process (GO): regulation of DNA-templated transcription
Molecular function (GO): sequence-specific DNA binding; DNA-binding transcription factor activity
Source: RefSeq, a predicted model, not a curated record